CUUCUGAAGAGAGAGGAGUGGAGACUGAGGGGGGGAACUCUAAACACCCCUCCUCUGGCACUGUCCCGUUCAGCACUCCUGUGUCUCCACCUACUGCUCCACCCAAAACUGAAAUUGAAGAGGAGACCUUCCACAGUCCCCCGCCCAGCCCCUCUCCUCUCCACCCCCUGAAAUCACCCCCCCCCCCCCCCCCAUCUAGCACCAGCUCCAGUACAGAGUCACAAGUCCAGACACAGGAAUAGAAGCUCCUAAGACCAAGAAAAUAGGAGAUCAUUUAAAGAACUGAAACUUUAUUGCGCUGUGUGUGUGUGUGUGUGUGUGUGUGUGUGUAUGUACAUGUCUGUGUGAACUUGUCUUGGCUAGUAGCAGCUAUAGUUUCAGUAUUUUUACUUUUCUGACUCCCCCACGGACUCCCCCACACACGAACCCGUCAGUACUUCAUGGUGUAGACACACGGUCCCAGAGCGGGUCCAACAGCACAGCUGUUCAGGCUUAUCCAGCAGAGACACCGCGGCUACCGUAGCAUUCCAAAAAAUCUCCGUUCACCAAGGCUCGGGUACGAAGGGGAAAAAUAGAGAAAAGAAAGAGAAGACGCCCCAGCCCCUGGUGUGGUCUAGCUAAACUCCGUGGCCAGGUGUUUUGGAGGUCUAAGCUGUCAUUGGCUGUUUGAGGUCUGCGCUGCCAUUGGCUGUUUGGAGGACACACCAUAUCACUUUCACCCUUCCCAUCGGGGGUGGAUUUCAAUUGGUUCAGUAAAAUAUUUGCCAAAUUAGAUCAGGUUGGAUAAUCAUAUAGCUGUACAAGAUAAUCAGAUACACUUUAUUCCAUGAUCUUCGUUAUGAAUUUUAGAAGAUAACCAUACCAAACAUGACUGCCUUAAAUACAGGUUAAGGGGAUUACUUGCUAGUAGUAUGCUGUGAUGACUUGCAGUUGACUUUGAAUUUUUUUUAGACCAGUUGGGUAGCAGAACAGUAUUUAUUUAUUCAUUAUGACUAAUAUGAUUGUAAUAUUCCACACAUUCAUUCCACACACUCCUUUCACCCCCUCACACUCCCCAAAACGUCCUUAAAUGAAAGCACUUUAUAAUGUACUACAUAUAAAUGCUUAACUCACAUCCUCAUGAGCACUCAUGUAACUUCUCCAUCCUAUUCAUGCCCCUAAAAUCAUACUGUAAUAUGUUACCACAAUGCUUUCUUUAAUUCUGUUUUUUUUUUAAGUACCUUCUAUCAUUGCUUCUCAGUUAAUGUGUAAGUCCAAAUGUUAUUAUGUCUUGCUUUUUGUAAUCCCAAAUUGUUCAGUGCCUGUUUGUUUGUUUUGUUUCCUCCUUGUAAGAGCGCAUGUGUACAUGGCCGUAUGUUUCUCGCCAUACCUAUUUGUCAAGAAAUACAAAACUGCAUGAUCGCCCCCAUCCCGGAUAGCAUGCUAGUAGUAAAUAACCGUUGGGAAAAACCGGGAUUACCAACCCGCAAGUAAGCUUUCACUUUCACAUCAGGCCCGCCACCGGAGAUGCGCCUGUAUGAAGACGAGCAAUGGCAGACACACGCUUCAGAAUCACUACGCCGUUAUUUUUUAUCCUCGCGAACUUCAUAUUCGGUGAUGUCACGCCUGAGAUCAUUGCCCAGUCUAACGGGAACUUCACACUACAGCCUAGAGUUCAGGGUCCCCUGGAGGAAAUUUUGUGGAGGUGGAAUAAUCAUAAGGUGGUUGAAUUUGACCAGAAGGAGGUGGUUGAAUACAGGCAGUUUAAAGGACGGACAAUCCUGGACCUCACAACGGGAGCCCUGACCCUCACACGUCUCACAGAGGCUGACAGUGGGGAGUAUGUUGGUGAGCUGCAGAUCAAGGGAACUCUGGUGGAAUAUCGUCAGACGGUGAAAGUGUUUGAUGCUGUAGGUAAACCAGCAGUCACCUGCCAAGUGAACGGCCCCUCAGUAACCCUGCUGUGCUCUGGGGGCAACAGACCAAGCACUCAGUACAGGUGGGAGGGGCUUGCCAUAGAGCCCCAGCCAGGGUCCCAGCUGAAGAUAGAGGCAGCAGAGAGCUCUGAUGCAAUCUACACCUGUGUGCUGCACAACCCUGUGGGUGAGAGCAGAACAGACUUUCCUGUAAAGAGCUGCUUCCCUGCUCCAGGUAAGGCCCACUCAGCUGAUGUAGGGACUGAGCACAGGCCUGCCAUCCUGGCUGCCACAGUCCACCCCUAAUGCUCA
Anguilla rostrata (American eel) is the source of this 2207-nucleotide messenger RNA. RefSeq names its product lymphocyte function-associated antigen 3-like. The transcript has 3 exons. The record is from RefSeq and is a predicted model, not a curated record. Bases 1530 to 2201 code for a protein of 223 amino acids. NCBI's taxonomy places the organism in Eukaryota, Metazoa, Chordata, Actinopteri, Anguilliformes, Anguillidae.